CCCCAGGGAGGGUCACCCGGGGUCACCCGGGGAAGCCCCGCCGGCUGUGGGCGAAGCCGCGCCCGUCGCCGCUCGGGGAGGGGAGCGCAAGGGAUGCCCAGGCCGCAGGCGGGCGCUCACCACCGGCGGUCCCCCGGGCUGCACACCGAACUGUCCAGCCCCGCGCCGCUGCCCGGCUUGGCAGGUGCUCCGUCGGCGGCCGCUCUGCUCCCUGACCGCCCGGCCCCCAUCGCGUAGGCCUGAGCCACCAAGGUGGCCCGGCUGCUUUUCCUGCCGUGGGUCCAGCUGCUGUCAGCCCCCGCCUUUGUCUCCAGGGACUCCCCAGAGGCAGCAGCCUCAGCUAGAACCUCCCCCGCCUGGCCUUCCUCCUCACGGUCCGGACCCCAGCCCAGCCUGCUGGCUGUGUCCCCUCCAUCCUCUGGGCCCCGUGGUGCCUCCCUGGGGCUUUCAGUCUAGGGGAAGGACACACACACACCCUUUCUCCAGAAGUUGAAAACAACAGCUCGCUGUUUAGUCCGGGUGUUGUGUUGUCCUGGGGGUGGUUUGGGGUGGUGCCUCUCUGGGUCACCCCUUCCCAUUCUUGUCCUUGGGGCUCCUAAAGCUGAUGUCCCCGCCAAGCCGAGAAGGCGCGCCGCUUCUCCUCUGACAACUUAUCCAUUCCCCAGAGAUGUUAUUUUUCUUUAUUUGCGUCCUGUCUUCAGGAAUCUAACACACCUACCGCCAGCCUGGCCAGCAUCUUCCAGACACUCAGGGCACCUUUGGAGGUGGUCACAGUCCCCAUCACCUCUCCCCGUGUAUAGCUGGCCCUGGGGCCCCAUGUUCAGAUCCUCCAUGGAGACACACUUAGGGGAGAGUAAGGCAGAGAAUGCAGAAGGCACUUCGUGCCCGGUGCCUGUGAUCUCCAACUGUCUGUGUCCUCCCCACUGAAGAGGGGUCCAGGCAGGGUGCUCACCUGGACACCGGGUCCCCGGGCCAGGCCUCAGGGGCCGACGGUGAACCCUGGUGUCAGAGGGGACCACAUACCCUGGCCACUGUCACUCUGCUGUGCUCAGCUCCUGGGCGGUGUGAGGUGACAGCCAGCACGUUGGAACUUGCGUACCUGGGAAGUUACCUAUCAUUGUGGCCGGCCUGUCGAAGAAAUGGAUUUGGAUCAAUUGGACCUGAAUCCCAGGAUUAUUGCUGCAGUUAAGAAAGCCAAACUGAAAUCGAUAAAGGAGGUUUUGCAUUUUUCUGGCCCGGACCUGCAGAGACUGACCAGCCUGUCCAGCCUGGACGUGCAGCACUUGCUGAGAGCGGCCUCCUCACACCUGCGGGGAGGUGGCGUCCUCACAGCGCUGCAGCUGUGCGAGCGGGAGGGGGGGCUCCCCGCACGGCCCCGGCGCCUGAGCCUCGGCUGCCCCGUGCUGGACCGGCUCCUCCGCGGCGGCCUGCCCCUGGAUGGCGUCACCGAGCUGGCCGGCCUCAGCUCCGCCGGGAAGACCCAGCUGGCCCUGCAGCUCUGCCUGACGGUGCAGUUCCCGCCGCGCCACGGGGGCCUGGACGCAGGGGCCAUGUACAUCUGCACGGAAGACGUCUUCCCAAACCUGCGCCUGCAGCAGCUCAUCGCGCAGCAGCGGCGCCUGCGGACAGACGUUCCGGGAGAGGUGGUCAGCAGGAUAAAAUUCAGCAACCAGAUCUUCAUCGAGCACGUGGCUGACGUGGACUCCCUGCUGGAGUGUGUGAGGGAGAAGGUGCCCGUGCUGCUGUCCCGGGGGAUGGCCCGUCUGGUGGUCAUCGACUCGGUGGCAGCCCCAUUCCGCUGUGAGUUUGACGGCCUGGCCUUGGUCCCCAGGGCCAGGCAUCUGCAGGCCCUGGGAGCCGCCCUGCGCCGGCUGAGCUGUGCCUUCCAGAGCCCAGUGCUGUGCAUCAACCAGGUGGGGGCCCCACCAUCACCCCCAGACUGCAGGCCUCCUCCAUUCUUUAGGGAAGCAGCUGGGGGGUGGAGUGGGGGGACAAUGGGGUCCCUGCUGCAGCUGACCCUGGUCUGCACGUUCCAGGUGACAGAGGCCACAGAGGAGCAGGGCACAGCACCCCGGCCACACGGGCUCCGGGACGAGCGGGUUUCUCCAGCCCUCGGAAUGACCUGGUCCAACCAGCUCCUCAUGAGGUUGAUGGUCCACCGGCGCCGCCCCGGGGACGAGGCCGUCACCCCAGCCGGCCCCCCUGACCGCACCCUGAGCGUGGUCUUCGCCCCUCACCUGCCACCCUCCUCCUGUUCCUACACAGUCAACGCUGAGGGAGUGCGAGGGACCCCGGGGACCGAGUCCUGUUGACACGGUCCCCAGAUGCCGGCCAAGCCUGCCCUGUCUGCGGGCACAGGACUGGUGUCCCGACUCCACACACCCAUCACCGGGUCAGGGGCUGCUCGAGGGUGUCAUCUGCACCUUAACAGCAGGAAGGCGGCGAGCACAGAGGAGCCGCCCGAUGUGGCCUCCACGGAGCCUCCACGCAGGCAGGGCCACAUCCACACUCGUGCUGCACCGUGCUGCACCGCGCUGCCCGGCACAGCGGGCCCCGGGCCACUUCACCACAGCCUGCUCUGUGCCAGGCUCUGCCCUAAGUAACUCCGUGUUGGUGUGCUCUUCACAGCCCCUGGGGACCGGUACACUUACGAUCCUUGCUCUCAAGGAAACUGAGGCACAAAACAGCUAAGCAACUUGACCAACCUCCCACAAGUCUACAAGCCAGACACUGAGCCCCAGGGCUGGUGCCAGGAAGGCAGGCCCAUGCCGGACCCAUACGAGGGUGGAGGCACAGGUCCCUGUAACUGGCCACUCUUUCUGUUUGGAUGUUUUCUAGAGCAGAAACAUGGAUUUGAAAUGUCCACCCAGUUUUUAAAGUAGUCUGUGGCCCUCCAAAGGGUAAGAAUGGCCGCUGUAAAUCGAAAACAGGUUGUAAAAAAAAAAAAAAAAAGAAAACAGGUUGUAAUUUUAUACAAGAGCCUUUCUUUUCUGCAAGUGCACGGACUUUGCACCAAGAAAUAAACCAUUUAUUUUUUAAUAAAAUAGAAACAAUCCCAAAUUAUUUUCUAGGCAGAUCACACUAACAGUAAGAAAACUAUAGCCCAAGACAGCGUGUACACAACAGAUGGGCCUCCCCCGGGGGGCACGCACGCACGCCAGCACUCGGUAGGGG
Nyctereutes procyonoides (raccoon dog) is the source of this 3174-nucleotide messenger RNA. It is a transcript of the gene XRCC3, whose product is annotated as X-ray repair cross complementing 3. Lineage: Eukaryota; Metazoa; Chordata; Mammalia; Carnivora; Canidae. Gene Ontology annotation, cellular component: Rad51C-XRCC3 complex; replication fork. The coding region runs from base 1140 to 2312 and encodes 390 amino acids. The transcript is spliced from 8 exons. Gene Ontology annotation, biological process: double-strand break repair via synthesis-dependent strand annealing; telomere maintenance via recombination; t-circle formation. Gene Ontology annotation, molecular function: four-way junction DNA binding; ATP binding; ATP-dependent DNA damage sensor activity. The record is from RefSeq and is a predicted model, not a curated record.